Molecule: messenger RNA, 6756 nt
Organism: Plodia interpunctella (Indianmeal moth)
Lineage: Eukaryota; Metazoa; Arthropoda; Insecta; Lepidoptera; Pyralidae
Exons: 11
Coding region: 890-2575 (561 amino acids)
Source: RefSeq, a predicted model, not a curated record
GAUGGAUUCCCAGGCUGUUUCUAUGAAGGAUUAUGAAAUAUUGACAUGCGCCGAGCGAGAGUCCUGGGGCUUCGAUAACACGUGGGUUUCAGUCAGUCAGUUCAGUCUAUAAAAAAUCGGGGAUGUUUAUCGUUUAUGACUAAAGAACGGCUGAGUAAUUUUUAAUAAAAUUUGGCAUGCAGACAGUUCCUGGAAGAACAAUGAAAUAGCAGUCGAGGCCAAACCGGUCGUCAACCGACACUCCAUCAGAAGAUUGACAAAGAAAACUGUGAGAAUAUCUGCAAAGAUGAUAGACGAUAACUAGACAAUCAAGUGUUACUUAAGUCAAGAAAAAUCGUGAAAGUGUUUAAAAAAUGGACAUGAAAAUGCGACACUGACAUUUGGGCUCGCACGCUCAUAAAACCCAUUUCAACCCAUCAAUGUUAAAUUACAGACUGGUUUCAACGCAUUUUUUGAAGCAACCGUAAAGCGUUGGUCCGAAUUUUUUUGACUGUCUGCGUCUUACCAAUAUGUGUCGUGAUUGGGACAUGAGGGCGCAAAGAAGUGACAUCAUUAAAUAGACAUUUUUUUAUAGACUAUAAUAGUUUAGUGACAGAUUCCCGCCAAAACGGCGUCCGAAUCUACCCCGCCGUUUCGUUUUGUUUCUUUCAUUUUAUUUUACAUCAAAGGAUAAGCAAUAACCCGGUCAAUAGUGUUUGGUUGGAUUCAGCAGGGGUCGUCAAGAAGCCUCAGCUAACCUGGCCAGCAACAGUCGGGGCAACAUUUCCAGAAUUUUGAACUCCAUAGUUGGUGCUGCAAGAUACUGCAUUAAUCUUCACAUUGACGGUCGAAACUUUUGGAUAUUGGAAAAUUUUAUUUGCAAGUCUAAAGUAUAAAGCCUCAGGCGAACAUGGUACAAUUGGAAUUCCUGCAGGGUUACGGGCACGAAAGAGAGUGUCCGAGCGAGCAGCCGGUAGUAAUAUCGCUCGGGUGGCGUGCGCAGUGCUGCGAGCGGGACGAGCCGAGAGAAAAGGAGACGGAAGAUAUGGCGGCCCCGGAGUGCGAGCGAGAGGCCCGCAAGCGGCGCGAGCGUCGCGACUCGGGCUGCACGCACGAGCGGAAGGAGAGAAGACCGCAUAGUGAAGAGAGAUUGGCGCCUCCACCACCUCCUCCGCCACUUCAUGACUACAAUCGACUUGAGUCCGAGCGUCGUGCUGAACGUCUCUCCCGCGCCCGCCGGCCGCAAUAUGGCGGCAAACGUCGUCGUGCCCCCACCAGGAUACCAAAACAUCCAAAAGAAAAUGAUUGCGUCCCCACCACAGAUGAUACAAGAUGCCAUACACCGCCUAACUUUGAAUAUAUUGUGCAAAAGACGCAUUUAUGCGAGGAACCAGAGACGCUGGACGCUGGAGCCCUCCAACGCCAAGUGGUCCGUGUUCCCAGCAGCACCGGUAGCGCUGGGAGCACCGAGAGCGUCGAAACUGACACCAUGGAGCGGGUGCGUCGCGACGAGCGCAGCGCUACUUCGAGACACCACCCUCGUCGGGACCAGCCAUGUCCUGAGACUAGACUAGACAAGAUACAGAAGAAGAUCAGUGUCCUCAAGAAAACUAUCUCGAAGUACGAAAGCGAUUUUGAAGCCAAGAACGGUUAUGCCAUCAAUCCGAGUGACCGCAUCACCGAUGUCCAGCUGACACGAAUGUACGACAGUCUUCGAAAAUUGCAAGCUGAGAAACGUUGCAUCAAAGCUGAUCCGAUUGAAUACACAUUGAAGGUACAAGCCGCCAGGCAACAGAAGGAAAGGGAUGAUAAACUCGAAAUAGCAUUGAGAAGUGACAAGACCAUGUCUGAAAUCGUGUGGGACAUUGAAGAGUGGUUGGAAGGUUGCCGGCAAGCGUCCGGUCGGUCGAGUACUCCUGAAGCGAACUGGUCUUCGGCUCAGUUGGCGGCAGAGAAGUCUUGUGUCCAGAGAGCGUUGCUUCGUUUGGAGGCAGCUAGAGGGAGACCUCCAGCUCAUUCUGCAGAGCGGGGCGCCGCCAGACAUUUGUACGACCGAUACAGAGCUGUCAAACGAUGUCUCGCUGCGACACGACCUGAUGCGGUAAUUGGAUGUACGAACAGCGAUUUGGCGACAAUUCACGAGCAUGAGGCAAUGUUAUUCAACAGCAGCGUGGACAGCUCCAGCGAUUCUCAAGAGAAACCAUCUGAUUCCUCACAGGAAACAGCGGAGACUCCGCUCCAAACACCGCUGCAAUCCCCACCUCGUCAAGAAGGAGGUGUACCAAAUGAGGAGGUGCCAUCGUCGACAUCAUCAGCACAUUCAGCCGCCAGCGAGGAGGCUCCAGCUAAUGAGGGACUCCACUGCCUCAGCGUGGAGGAACUCCACAAGGCUCUUGCUGAGGCUAAACUGCAGAAAUGUGUGCUCCGACGCAGCAUCAAGGAGUACGAAGUGAGCUUCGAGAUCCAGAACUGUAGGAAGGUCCAGAGGGACGACAAGAAGGGACGAGAGGACGAGUACCUCCGUUACAAGUCUGUCAAAGCCAGGAUCAAACUGCUCAACGCUCUGAUCAACAAACAGAAGACACUACCUCAAUAAAUAGGGGACGUUGCGAUGUUAUUACAACAGAUUGUAGCAACAGUCUUUGGAUAACACAGAGACAAAGAAAACUAAGACGGGCUUGCGUACCCAAAUGAAGUAGCAGAUUUUCAUACAACUUCCCGGCCCAACAAACUGGCACUGUCUCGUUUCUUCUUGUGUAUUUCUAAUAAAUAUUUAUCUUUAUUGUAUGAGCGAAACGAAUGACGAAGUCUAUAGUUUUCUCUGUCCACGUUGAUAUAACGACAAGUAUUCCAAAUCAUCAUAAAUUAUAUCAAUUGACUUGUGCACUAUGAUAGUGGGAUCGUUUGUUUAUCGCAAGUGCUGUUGCCGCCAUCUGCGGCGAUAUGCUGCAUCUUUGUGAUUUAUCGGUAAUAUUUGCCCAUAUUUUAAGCUAAAAGAUAAAUAUAAGACAAAACUUGAUCUGAUUUUAGCUUGAAGUCUGCAAUAUUACCAUGAUCAAUCGUCGCAAUAAUAUCGCAGUGUUAAUACUUCAUAGGCCUGCAUUUUCACUUGAGAUAAACUACGUUUUAGGUAUCUGAUAUUACACCAUUUUUUUUCAAUGCCUGUAUUAACACAGGUGUAGUAUAACGUGCUAAUUCUGGACUUACAUUAAUUUAAGGGCCCAGAAUCACAAACAGCUAUGUAGUACUAUCAGUGAUAAACCAUCUUAUUAUCACAACUCGCAUAGUUGCGUUAUGUAACGAGACUCUUUCGUACUUACUUUAGCUUUAUAGCUUAGCUCCUUUCUCUAGUGGAAGUGCAUCCUAAGAGUUGAUCAGGCACGACGUUAAAAUCGCUAAUGAUAGACGUGGCGCAUCAAAUUUUAUUCAAAAACUGGAAAUGUUCCGACCUAAAUUCGUUUCAAUAUAAAUAUUUGCAAUGUAAUAUAAUAAAUCUGUAUAUUAUUUUAAAAAAAUCUCCUUAAAUGUAGAUUAUUUAGUAUCCAUACAAUCCUGAUAUAGGUACGCAAACAGAGAUGUUAAGUAAAAAUUGUAUAGUGCCAAAUUGUUUUCUAUACAAUUGUAUUUGUAACAUAAAAAUAUAUAGACAAAUACUUAAGUAUGGGUACGUAAUUAUCAUCUAUGCAUCAAUAUAGCUUUGUUAAUAACUUUCAAUAUAUACAUAGUUAAACUGCUGCUAUAUAUGUAAAUAAGCCUAGAAUAUACCCUACUAAAAUUACACAAUAGAUAUACAUAAUAUAACUUCUAAUACAAAAUACACAAUAAGUUAUUAAGGGAACUGGGUGGGUUUGUCAUUUCGACAUGGGUUAAGUAUACCGCAAACCGUUAUUGUACUAAUAAUACUUAAACAAAAUUCUUAUACAUACUUUUAACUAUAGACAAUAUUAUAAAUAGUUACAUACGGCAAAAAACUUAGGGGAAAUCGCAGGGGAGGAUACCUAUAGGUAUAGGUAUAUGUCAAAUGUUGUAUUUGAACAAUUAAUCCCUAGUUUCGGUAACAAAAUCCUCCUUUUCAAACCAAUUAUAUAGCUUAUUUUUAUGCUCUACCGCUAUGAAAGUAAGACAGAAAAAUUUACAUUUUUUCUGAUUAAGAAAUUGGAAUAUUUUUAAACCGAAAUAACUCGAGUUAUCUAGGUUUUUUACAUCCAUUCCACAAUCGCCAGUUACGAAGAUUGGAUUUAUGAAUUUAAAACGAUCGAAUUAUAAUCACUGCCGUAUACUACACAUACUUGUAUAAAUCAACGAGCAGGUUACAGGCAUUUUGAGUAAAUAAUAGACUUCGUAACAUCGGCAUCUAUGCUAUGUCGAUGAACAUUCCACUAAACUACCUUACUUGGAGUAAAAACAAUAAAAUACUUAUUAGAUUUAAGACUUACCUGAAAACUUAAUCUGAUUGUACAAAGUUAUAUCAUCACCUUAAACAACUACGUGAUGAUUCAAAGAAAAUUUUAAAAUGGUUGUCAUAUAAAAUUUCUAGUUCAUUGUUCCAGAAACGUGAAUAUUAUCAAAUGAAUUAUAAUGAACGUUGCUAAUUACGUAUAAUAACAUGUAUGAUAGAAAAGUACUCUAUGAUAAAUUAAUAAUUAUAUCGUGUACUCAAAAUACGGAUCUAGGAUUUAGGUCAAACAUCUAUUUGAAGCGAAAGAGUCCUUUGUCAUCCUAGUGCGAUAACAGCGAGUGUCCUACUUUUUGUAUCUAAUUAAAUAGAGGAAUCCAAAUCGUGCUGCAUUACUUAAUAUAUAAGCUGUGGUUGUUUAUAAUUCUUUGUCAAAUUAUGGAUAUUUCAUUUAACCAUAAUUGGUUACAAGGCUAGAUGAGACGAGAGCUAGAUAUUUAAAUAUACCCUACAAAGAGGAAUUGUUUAGUCUCUUUGUCAUAGACAUAAGUAACUUUAUUAGUUUUUUGCUUUUUCUCGGAUGCAAAAAGUGGACGCAUUAAUGCUGCAAAUGGAGAAUAUUGAUUGGAAUUUGUGACCAAUACGGUCAAUAGAAUAUAUUUUAUAUUGGAUUGACACACUGGAUGCUGUGGCGACGCCAGUACCUUGUUUGCAAUGCAUAUAGUGUUCCAAGUAUGUACCGCCUCUAUUACUAAAAUGUUUGUGACUAAAGUCCUGUGUAGCCAUUUUUUACAUGUAAUUUAUACUAGGUUUUACAUUUAUUAUUUAUUUUAUUUUAAAAAUAUUAUAUGUUGUCUUUGUGUAUUAGGAUUUAGGAUAUGCUUCUGAAAUUGCAGUUGUUCAACAUCAAUCGAUGUUUUAAGAAUUAAAAAAAAAACGAAAAUUAUACAGAAACGAAAUGGAAAAAUCACUCUUAAUUAAUUCCUCCUAACCUCAAAUUAAGGCUACGAAGAUUAGUUGAUAUUAUUAUUUUCUAUUCGUUUGCUGUUUCCCAGUAUUUGUCCAUCGAAUGAUGCGGAUCAACUACAUAUAUUCUCGCGGCACCAAAUGGGUCAUAUGCAAUACGGCCCUGUAUUCUCUGAAUGAGGCAUUUAAGGGGCUCCUGUCUUUAAAAUUCAUAGUGUUAGUGUUUUUAUUUCAAAUUUUUAAGCAUCAAUGAAAACAACAUGAUAAUGUCAUAGACAUGAGUGACUCAUUUAUUGGACGUAGAUUAUUUUUGAGAUAGCGCUGUCAAUAUCUACUUAUCAUGGAUGUUUAACGAACAAGAACACGAUUUCUGUGAAGUACUUAUUAACUUUUUUCAAUAGAUAUAUGUUUAAUAGUAAUUUUGUACUGGAUCUAGGCUGAAUACCAGGAGCCUCUUAAUAAAUUAGUGACUAAUGUGACUGGUGAUAAAGGAUUUACUGUGAUUUUAUUAUAAACACUCUUGUAUGACAAGAAACUUUUGUUCUCAAAUGAUUGCUAACGUGCGUUUUAUGUGUUUGUUGUGUUAAUUAUUUCCGUCUGUUAAAAACUCGUUUUAUAAAUAUUUGUUUGUUAAAAUCUUUUUUUACAAUAAUUAAAACUUGUAAAGUUUGAUCAGUGUUAAAAUCUCUUUUUCGAAGAUUUAAAUAUAGUUUACAAAAACAGUCGUAGUUACGAAUUUUAAAUACUUAGGUAUUUAUUUAAAUUAUUGAAGUGACGAUAUAAGAAUAUGAAAUUGUGACAUUUUGUAAAUGGUUUGAAAUGUUGCUUUAAAAUGUAGAUUAGUUAUUUUGAAAGGUAAAUUGAUAAGUGGAAGUGAAUAGGUGAACGCCAUAUCUACAAAGAGUUUCGGAAAAUGACUGGAUCAUCCAUUUUUCAAAAUGUUUUGCAUAUCAAUUUUGAGAACACAUUGAACCGUAUUUUAAUGAUUGCGGGUAAAUAAUAUUACAGUUUUUCUAAAUACCUAAUUUUUUUUAAAUACAUGAAACCAUGAUACUUGUUUACCUAUUUAAUUGUGAGUAGGAAAUUUAGGUAAUAAUAUUUAUAACAAUAUAUAUUAUUAUUUCAUUAAAAAUACCUAUGUCAAAUCUUUAAUUGCCCAUUACUGUGUACAUGUUUACUCUCAAUCUUAAACAUAAUAUUGUACCAUAGAAUAACGUAUUGUCGUAAAAUUAUAAAGUCAAUGGAAGCAUUUGUACCGAGUACUUUUUGGGAAAAAUGUAUAGAAUCCUAGGGUUUUUGGCGACUGUAUCAAAAUUUAGUAUGUAUUUUGAGGAGAAAUAAAUCGGUGAAAAGUAAGCGUUCCGCUAAAUGCCACUACUUUAAUAGAUAAUGUUCAAAAUAAAAUAUUAAAACGA